Closterium sp. NIES-65 is the source of this 1863-nucleotide messenger RNA. Lineage: Eukaryota; Viridiplantae; Streptophyta; Zygnematophyceae; Desmidiales; Closteriaceae. The record is from the annotation of a GenBank genome assembly.
AUGCACUCAUGCCCCCGUGCGCCAUGCCCCCAUGUGCCCACCCACCCAUGCUCCCAUCCGCCAGUGGUGUUGGGAGAGUUUGCCAACUUUGCGGCGUAUGCCUUUGCACAAGCCAUCCUCGUCACACCACUGGGUGCUCUCAGCAUCAUCAGGGCGCAUGCUACUGUAUGUGAACUGCACGUGCUGGGGUGGCUGUUGACGCGCCUCAAAUUCCUUUCCCCCCUCCGCCGCCCCUCCCAGCGUCAUACUAGCGCACUUGCUGCUGGACGAGAAGCUGCACGUGCUGGGGUGGCUGGCUGGCUGUUGACGCACAUCUCAAUCUCUUCCCCUCCUCCCAUCCCGUUCCCCCCCAUCGCCCCCUUUGCCGCCUCUCCCAGCGCCAUACUAGCGCACAUGCUACUGGAUGAGAAGCUCCACGUGCUGGGGUGGCUGGGGGCGACGCUGUGUGUGGUGGGGUCCAUAGCCAUCGUGCUGCACACCCCCCAAGAGAUGGAGAUUGAUAACGUCAAGCAGCUCUGGGCGCUCGCUACUGAACCAGGAUAUGGCAGCAUGGGCAGCAUGUCUUUUGUCAACUACUCUUUGCUCAUGCCAUGUGUGCCUGCCGCGACUGCGGUGUGUCCACUGCGCAUGUCCCUGUGUGAGCUGCCAGGUGGCGAGCUGCAAGGCCCUAGGGAUUGCCGUGAAGCUGACCUUUCCCUAGACAUGUUCAACACAGCAAUGGUAACGCCCAUAUACUACGUCAUGUUCACCACGCUCACCAUAGUGGCGUCGGUCAUAAUGUACAAGGACUGGGCGGGGAAGAUGGCAGAGCAAGUGCUCAUGGAGUUCUGCGGCUUCCUCACCAUCCUCAUCGGCACCUACCUGCUCCACGCCACCAAGGACUUUGCGGGCGACUCCUCCCGCCUGCACCUUUUUGACCCCUCUGCUCGUACGUGCUCUCCCUUCCCCUUCUCUCCCAUGUGCUCUCUCUUCCCAUCUACCCGAGUCACGCCUGCCAAGAACCCGACAGCCCUCAAGGGGCACAUAGGGCUGGGCACCAUGCCGUCAGGAGGCUCCAAGGAUGGGAUUGAACUCGCGCCGGCCUUAUUCCGUCCCCCCCGCCCAUCACCCACCCCUUCGUAUUCGCGCUUGCCUCGAUACACUCUCUCGUCGCCCACCCCGUUUUUCCCAUUUCGUCCCAUCGCUUGCACGCUCUCCCCUCCUGUCCUGCCGCCCUCUCUCUCACCCCUCCCUUCCCGUCGCGCUCUCUCUCUCUCCGCGCCCUUCUCGUCGCCCUCUCUCUCGCCCCUCUCUUCCCGUCGCGCUCUCUCUAUCCGCGCCCUUCCCGUCGCCUCCCUUCCCAUCGCGCUCUCUCUCUCCCCUCCCUUCCCGUCGCCCUUUCUCUCCCCCCUCCCUUCCCAUCGCGCUCUCUCUCUCUCCGCUCCCUUUCCGUCGCCCUCUCUCCCGUCGCCCUCUCUCCCAUCGCCAGCACUCUCUCCUUCGCUCUGUCUCGUCGCCCUCUCUCCCAUCGCCCUCUCUCCCAUUGCCCUCGCUCUCUUCUUCGCUCUGUCUCGUCGCCCUCUCUCCCGUCGCCCUCUCUUCCGUCGCCCUCUCUCCCAUCGCCCUCUAUCUCUCACGUCGCCCUCGCUCUGUCCCGUCGCCCACGCUCUCUCCCGUCGCCCCCGCUCUCUCCCGUCGCCUCGCGAAAUUCUCUGCCGUCUCGUAUCUCUCCCCUCCAUUUCCGUCGCCCGUGCUCUCUCCCCUCUAUUCCCGUCGCCCUCGCGUUCUCCCCUCCCUUUCGAUUGCCCUCGCUCUCUUCCCUCCCUAUCCGUCUCCCUUGCUCUCUCCCCUCCCUUUCCGUCGCCCUCGCUCCACCUCAUCUGA